Micropterus dolomieu (smallmouth bass) is the source of this 1922-nucleotide messenger RNA. Its product is annotated as probable methyltransferase-like protein 24. NCBI's taxonomy places the organism in Eukaryota, Metazoa, Chordata, Actinopteri, Centrarchiformes, Centrarchidae. The coding region runs from base 99 to 1247 and encodes 382 amino acids. The record is from RefSeq and is a predicted model, not a curated record. The transcript is spliced from 5 exons.
GUUCUCAGCUGGGACUUUCCUCACUGCCCUCCAGAAAAAAAAGUUGAAUCACUUGGCGCCGCCACGGAGAUGUUCCCCGGUGUCUCCACGGGGAAGGUAUGCGGACCUGUGCGCGGUGGUGGGGCCGCGGUGGUCCCCCAAUCCGCUCGGGAAUAACGUUACUCCUUCUUUUAAUCCCCCCACUUCUCCUCGCACUCCAACUCCUCGUCGUCGGACCACGGUUACCUCCAGCCGCAAGGGUGGGGGAGGGUGAGGAGCCGGAGAACGCGAUUGCAUUUUCCGUUAUUAGCAUCGAACCGGAGAGCAACUCACGCCAGUGGGGAUCCCCGUCCCGGCGACCGGGACUGCAGGAGGAGGAAGAGGUAGAGAUGGAAGAUGGGGAAAGGAGGGAGGGGACACAAGCGUAUGAAGAUGAGAACGAGACGCACUCGCGCCAGAUGGGACCCAGAUCACUGAAGCUGCAGCCGUGGAUGGCGGACAAACCAUCCUUCAAAGCAGAACUUAAUCGGAUCAUCACAUAUAUCACCAGGCCACAGCUCAACUGCUCCAGGGUUUUAUCUCCAGGUCAGGCUCAGGCAUCACAGCACCCUACAGAUUCACCCCACUGGCUGCUGUGUGCUGAGGACUGGCUCCUUCCAGCUGCAGAUAAACCGUGUGUUGCAUACUCCUUUAGUAUGGAUGGGGAAGAUGCAGACUUUCUAAAGACCGUGUCAGGGCUGGGGUGUGAAGUCCACAGUUUUGAUCCCAGCAACUCCAAUGCAUCUGGUGGUCACCUUGGCAACAGUUUGGCCAGUAACCAUGGUGAUGGAGGCGUGGUCAGCCAGCACAAGAUGUGGCUGGAGUGGCGAGCUCCAAGGAAGCGCAGGCAUAAGACGAGAGGCAACCUGGGCGGUGUUUCUCAAACACUGGCAGACAUCAUGGCAGCUCUGGGACAUCACACAGUUCACUUCCUGUAUGCUGACCUGCUCAGUGCUGAGUGGAGAAUUUUCCAGAACUGGAUUGAAUCGGGAACUCUGCAGAGUGUCCAUCAUCUGGUUGUCACUGUGCACCUGCAAUGGGCAGGUUUUGAGGUGGGCGGAAGCGACGAGGAAGUGCUCCGCUAUUGGUACAGCAUCCUACAAGGUCUCCAAGGUUCUGGACUCAAGCUAGUCCACAGCUCUGCGGGAGAAGGUCACAGUGUCCUGAAACGGACAGUAACAAAUGCUCAGAGCUUGUACACGCUCAGCUGGGUCAACACAAGACACUGACACUCACACAUGAAUGGACACAGACUGUGGACACACAUCACCUGACAUUGUGGAUGGCCUCAGCCAAGAAGGAGAAGGUCAAACUUAAAUAGUUUUCACUUUUCUUACAAUGAACUUUUUUCCUGUCGUUACAGACACACACAGUUCUUAAUAUGACACCGCCCUCUAGUGGAGAUGAAAAGAUCUGCCUUUUUGAAGACUCCACCCUCAGAGGGAAAUGUGAUCUUAUGUGCAUAAUAUUGGCUAAUUUGACCAAACUUGGAGCAGAAGGAGGGCUUGCUGAUUUAACUGGACAACAGCAAAAUAAUAUAAUAAUUUGAUCUACACAUUUUCAUUUCUUAAAAAAAAAGUUGAAGCACAGACCUGCGAUUUUAGUAAUACCCUUUCACAUUAAUUUGAUCCACCUGUAGUUUGAAUGUAGUUGAAUUCAGCAGAUUGUUUAAUGUAUUUGUGUACAUCUCUGAAGGCCUUUUGUUUUUAUGUGCAAUAAUUCUUUACAUUGAAGAGACACUUAAAUUAUACCGAGACUGAUAGUGCCUACUGUGAAAAAUAUAGAAAUUUGUCCAUUAUACUGAUGCAUUUUUGCACUCUACUGUGUACUGUAAGAAGUAAACAAUGAAACCAUGUUUUAACCCUGCAUUAAUACCACAAUAAAACACCAAAUAAAACCAAAAA